AUGCAAGGUCAAGAUCUGACCAUAGGAUUUGAGGCAGAAACAUUCUGUCCGAAGCAAGAUUUAUACCUUAGUCCGAUAGCCAGGAUAGAUAUCAGUAUAAAGUUGCCCAAGUUCACCAUUCCUGGUCAGUCAAUCUCGAAUUGGGAUCUCAUGGAGCGAUUAAAGAAAGGCAUAGCGCCACUUGAAUUUGCUUCCAUUCGUGUCACGGAAAGUUCACUCGAGGGUGUAUCUCUGGAAGCAGACCUGGUAUCGAAGAAAAUCAUGAGACAGGUUAUGAAAAUACUGGAUUCCCUUACCGUGAAAGUCAGCGGGUUCAGCGAUCCUGUGCGGGUGCGCGCCACGGAAGCAAGAUGCGAUUUUCCCAGACGUCAUGAUUGGGACCUGUUUUUCAUGAAGAAUAAGCUAGAUGAAAGUAAACCGGGUGAGCGACCGGACACCGUUUAUCUCGAGAAAAUACCAAUCAAAUGGUUUGCGGAGAAAGGAUGCGAUAAGCCGAACGAACACCUUUUUCGUACAGCCAUGGAAACUUUUGGGAAAGUACGAUUGGUGGACAUCCCGUCUCUUGAUGAUCUCAGGAAAGAAAUGAGCCCACAAAUUAGUGGUAUCAAGCCCAAAGCUUUCUCAUUUGGCCAGGAUGUUUUUUUCGAAGCGUUUGUGCAAUACACCGAGUACGCUGGUUUUGCGCAAGCUAUGGUGUCAUUCCAGAACAUGAAAUGGACGAAGAAAAUUGAUGGCAAAGUGUUCCAUGCCAACGUUAAGGUGGACUUCGAUCGAACGCGACACUUGAGCGAUUCUUCUGUUAAACGACGACAAGCUGAGCGCGAAAAAAUUCUUGCCGAAAGGCGGCGAUUAGUUGAGGAGGAAAAGCGCCGAAUUGCUGAAGAGGAAGCGAAAGCUCGUCGAAUUUUGGAAGAAAAAGAAAAAAGACGUGAAGAGCGAGAACGAAAAAGGAAAGAAAAGUACGAAGCUGAGCGUUUACGAAAAGAGCAAGAACGUCUGAGACGAGAAGAAGAAGAAAGACUUGCUAGAGAAGCUGAGCUUGCCAAAUUACGAGAGCUCGAGACACGCGUUGCAGAAUCUCGACAUCUCCUUACAAGUGUUUUUGCUCAUAUUCAGCGAAAAGAAGAUCGUCGGAAAGAAGUACAAGAAGCGCGGAUUAGAGCAGAGCAGCGCGUUGUUGAACUCCAAGAUGUUCCAUUAGAAGACAAGGAACAUGUUCUUAGGACUAUGCUUCUGCGUCAGCGUGAACUUCGUAUGCGUGAAGAGUUGAAAGAGAAGAUGGCACGCGCCCUCGAACAAUUAACGCGCUCUGCUAAUGGAUCAGAGAAGAAACAUGAAACGGGUUCGCCGAAUGGAGCUGCAAAUUCAUCCAGUGAUAGUUCGCCGGAGUCGGAAAGUAGUCCUGAGCGCAUUCGCAGAAAAAAGCGUCACUCCACAACUAGUGAAAGAACGAGGAGUAGAAUUGAGAAGCACAAAUCGACGGUUACGAAGUCUAGAUCGAAACGUCAUGAUACAUCCGAUUCUGAUGAUGAGCGUCCAAGAAAGCGUAGAUCCAAGAAUAGUAGCUCCUCAGAUAGUGACAGGGAGCAUCGUAGGCAUCGUAGGCACGAUAGCUCGGAAAGUGAUCAUCGUAGCAGUACCAGAAGCCGUCACCGGCGUGAACACAAAAAGAAUAAGAAACGAAGGAGAAGUAAGUAGACAGUUUUUGAAUAGAAAAUGAUUUUAGUAAUACGGUUGAUUUGCUGUUCUCAUUUUUUUAUUUGUUAAUGAUGUGCGAUAAUAUUGAAAGCGAUAGAUCUACGGUUGCUGUCAAAUACUCCUUCUGGAGAAUGUUAUGCACUUUUCUGUGACAUCUUUGAUUGUGAGAUUGAUUUUGAGCUUAUAAUGUAUUUACUUAUA
Messenger RNA from Cylicocyclus nassatus, 1899 nucleotides. The record is from the annotation of a GenBank genome assembly. NCBI's taxonomy places the organism in Eukaryota, Metazoa, Nematoda, Chromadorea, Rhabditida, Strongylidae.